Messenger RNA from Mya arenaria, 832 nucleotides. RefSeq lists its product as uncharacterized. Bases 8 to 760 code for a protein of 250 amino acids. The record is from RefSeq and is a predicted model, not a curated record. The transcript is spliced from 6 exons. NCBI's taxonomy places the organism in Eukaryota, Metazoa, Mollusca, Bivalvia, Myida, Myidae.
GCUAGCGAUGUUGCUCGUGUUGGUUCUGGUGAGCCUCCAGCCAUUGGGCAGCCAUGGCAGACAUCCCAGGAACCGAUGGCAGACCCCUGCCUCCUCUCGCAAGGCUCUUCUCGGAAGGAGUGACAACAAUGUGAUGCCCAACGGAGGUGUUGGCCUUCCAGUGCCCACUUUGGACUGUGUGAUGACUUGGGAGGAGUUCCUUGCUAACGUUCCCGGUAAAACAUGGAAUACUAUCUACGGCAUAGACGGGGAUAAUACUCUUUUCGACGACAAAUCCCUCAAAAUGAAACUUCAGUGGACCGUUACGGCUACUGGACUUGUCAACAGGGCAGCGAGCUACUGGUCUGUGGGUGACAUGAAUUGUUCCAACUUCAACGGAGACUUUGAGCGGAAAGACCAGACAUAUGCCACUUGGUCACCUAUUGUGUCAGGGGGAACCUUCCUAACUCCAAACCGACAGGACUGGUUGAUUAGUAGCCCUCCUUAUGAUUUCAUCAUCUUUGUCAUCUGCUAUGAUACGACUAAAAUUGUUGGAAACAAGUGCCCAGAAGUCGAGGUUCUUAUGGUAGUGCUGGACAAGAGACCAGCUGACAUGAACAUGGACGGUAUUCCUGAUGGAGACUUUGAUUUCACCAACACCGACUGGACGGCCAUUGAGAAAAAGUCGCUGAGCUCCAUCGGAGAGCGGUUUGUCAAUAAUGACAGUCUGGGAUGGGAGUGGUACUGGAAAGGGCCAGAAUGUUCUUUUGUGAAGGAGUAAUGUCCUUGAUGUUCAGCAAGAAGCCGUCUCUUCAACAGUCAUUUACUUGUUAACCGACCUUGUCAGAGCUGA